AUGAUGAUGCACACCACACAGGAGAAGUUAUUACCGGACCAGGGUGAACGGACACCCAGGUCCCGGCAGUUUGGGGGUCUUGGCCCUGCCCCCGUUUGGUCGUCAUCAUACGAGGGGUCGGCAGGAUCGUGCGACGCAGGCGAUCCUGUCUCUCAUGCUACUGCGGAUGGUAGCGAGGGGAAGUUCUGGAGUCAGGUGCGUCCAGGGGACGACGCGGUGAACGCGAGCCUGGCUUCAGAAGAGAACAGUCGCGGCGUGACUCGGGAAGCGCUUGAUGCUCCUCUCGUGCUAAACACGUCAUCCGACGACGAGGCAGCUCGACUCCAGGCGGCUGCAGACAGGAGGACCCGGUUCCUAAAAUCUCCCACUCUGGCGACAGUAGCUGGGAAAAAAAACAAGGCCGGCAAGAAGAAGAAGAGCGGCAAGGCACCGAUGGCCGCAAAAGGAGGCUCCAGCGCAAUUAUCUCCAUAUCGGACGAUGAUAGCAUGGAGAGCAGGACGAACUCGCCUGGCCCCUCGCGAAGAGAGAGACGACGCAGAGGUGCAAAGCAGCUCAAUACCGCUGCAGAAGAGGCGCCCACCUUCACCUCGAACGCGCGCAAGAGGAAGAUGCCGCGCUUUAGUAACAGCGAGUCGGAGGGACUUCCGUCCGACGCCGAGCGGGAGAUGGACUUUGAGUGGUGCCCAAAGUCAGCCUCCAACAUAGUGGCUGUGAUUCAGAACAAGGCCGAAGAGUUUAAAAAUCAAGUACGCAGGUGUGGUAACCUGAAGGGCGUAUAUCGGCGAGACUUCAACCUCUUCGCUGAAGAAGUGGUAAGCGCCGUAGAGGCGCUGCAUAAAUGCGUAGAGGAGGCGGGGGAUAACUCUCUACAAACGCGCAUGCAUGCAGCGGAGCACGAAGCGGAGCAGGCGCAAGCCAGACUCCGCCACUUGGAGGAGGAACGCAGCCGGCUUUUGGAGGAAGUACGCCAUCUACGUACGGAAGGGAUGGCUGCCGGUCUUUCUCCUCCUCUACCUGGAAGAGCGUCGGUCCAGGAGAUGGCAAUCCAAACGGAUCCUUUUCCUGUAAUCACAUCAAUCACGGCUCUGCCGGCUGGCACGGUCAUUCCCCCGGCGAUUCGACCCAAAGUCCAAGGGACCUCUAAGGUCAUAGACGGACCAAGGGUCGUAGAGAAGAAGAGCAACGUGGACUUGCACGCCACCGUCAAGUCCAUUGUUGCCGAAGAAAUAAAGGAGGUAAAAUCCCUUCUAGGCAGAAUCCUCCGAGGCGCGUCGGAGACUGGGAGAGGUAGGAAGGAGGAAAAGGGGAACGCUGGAGCACAACCAACACCACCGAUGGCUGGGCCAUUGGGGGGCAAUCCAGCCCCUUGGGUGGCUUUACCCCAGCGCGAGCAAGGAAGGGGACGAGGAGCAAGAACCACGCCGGCUCCGACGGGCAACCCGCCGGGAGGUGCUCCCACCUCUCAGCCGGACGCGGCUCCCUCUACCUCUAAGGAAAAGGGAGAGGAACGGGCGGUAGUCACGCGUCGCCGCGUUAAGGCGCAGCAGAAGGAAGGACCGGCGCGCAAAAAAGAAGCGGUUAGCUCUGCCAGACGAACCUCAGUCAGGGAUGGGGCUAAAGAAAGGGAUCCUCGAACCUCAACUUCGAGACUCCCCCUGCGCCUGCGGUCGCAGGGAAGACAGCCACCGCAAGGGCCGGGCCCCCGUCGUCGGCGACGAGGUCGUCCGGCGGCGGUGGCCAUCCGGUGUGUUGCGGCAGAAGGAGAAGGCGAGCAAGCAACGUAUGCCAGCGUCAUGCGGCUUGCCAAAGAAGGAGUGUCCCUCCCCACGCUGGGGAUUGAGGACACACGCAUCAGGCGCGACGUCGGGGGAGGUAUCCUCGUGGAAAUCCCCGGUGCCGACGGUGCAACCAAAGCGGAUGCCUUGGCCGAGGCGCUGGCCCCAAUCCUCCAAGGGAAGGCCAGCGUUACCAGGCCUGUUCGACGAGGUGAGAUCCGAAUCGUCGGCCUUGACAUGUCUGUUUCGCCAGCGGACAUAGAGGAUCGCAUCUCGUCUGGAGACUUCGGCCCGUGUAGACGGUUCGAAGUAACCGUGGGGCCAAUCACCCAGGGGCGUGACCGCCUGGGUAUGACAUGGGCUUGCUGCCCAUUUGAGGUAGCCGCAAAGCUGGCCAACUCGGGCCGCCUAAAAGUAGGCUGGUCCAGUGCGCGGGUGGCACUCCUGCCGGGCCGAAAGCUUCAAUGCUUUAAGUGCCUGGAGUUCGGCCAUGUCCGGCAGGCGUGCCGCAACGAGGUGGACCGCACCGGCAUGUGUUACCGAUGCGGAAAAGACGGGCACUUAGCCCGCAACUGCAAGGACGUAGCCCGUUGCGUCUUGUGUGCGGAUCGCAGUCUGCCCUCGGGGCAUAGAAUCGGCGGAGACUCCUGCUCGUCGCAGGACCGAGGCAGGAACGCUCCACCGAAAGGAAGUUCCGGUACCGAGCGGAGGACGGUGCCCCAUGGGGAUGAGCCCAUGGAGACAGAAAAUGGACCGGGUCCUUCAAAUUAA
Molecule: messenger RNA, 2547 nt
Organism: Pseudomyrmex gracilis
Lineage: Eukaryota; Metazoa; Arthropoda; Insecta; Hymenoptera; Formicidae
Exons: 1
Coding region: 1-2547 (848 amino acids)
Molecular function (GO): nucleic acid binding; zinc ion binding
Source: RefSeq, a predicted model, not a curated record